Molecule: messenger RNA, 396 nt
Organism: Zasmidium cellare ATCC 36951
Lineage: Eukaryota; Fungi; Ascomycota; Dothideomycetes; Mycosphaerellales; Mycosphaerellaceae
Exons: 1
Coding region: 1-396 (131 amino acids)
Source: RefSeq, a predicted model, not a curated record
AUGGCGGAUCAAGCAUUGAAGAUACCUGCAAUACUGCUCUCGUUCGAGCACUUUCUCGGCGGACAAUGUCGCAUCACAGACAAACUCACUCCCUCGUUAUAUCGACGAGCAGUUGUGACAAAGGGAGCUGGAACAGCAGAAGCUCUCUAUCCAAUCAUUCCGGUGAAGGAUCCGAUUAAGCACUCUCAGGUCAUCGGCUUCUUGAUGUGCACGACUGGUGCACUACUGGCUUGGCCCAAGACGAGAGGAACUAUCUUGCCUCUCGGACUGAAUACUUUCUUGACGUGCGCUGGUAUCUAUAGUCAAAGACGAAUGAAGAUGCCGUACUGGUUGCCGAUUACGAACCUGAUUUUGGGGGCUCUGGUGUGGUGGAUCGAGAAUCGCAAGGCGUUGUAA